AUCACCGUCUCUUACAACCACCCUUGGAAUUCUCUACUCCUUCUUCUUCUUAAUCAAUAAGCCAUUGUAUUUCAGAAUGUCCGACCUCUGUCCGGUAUACGCUCCCUUUUUCAGUGCAAUGGGAUGCACAAGCGCUAUCGUGUUUACUUGUAUAGGAGCAAGUUAUGGUACUGCAAAGUCUGGUGUCGGCAUUUCUGCAAUGUCAGUCCUACGCCCUGAUUUGAUGAUGAAGUGUGUCGUUCCCGUUAUUAUGGCUGGUAUCAUUGCUAUCUACGGCUUGGUGGUUUCCGUCCUCAUUGCCGGUGACUUGAGCGUUACCAUGCCUCUUGCACAAGGUUUCGUACAGUUGGGUGCUGGUCUCUCCGUCGGUCUCGCAGGUUUGGCCGCUGGUUUUGCUAUCGGUAUUGUUGGAGAUGCUGGUGUAAGGGGAACCGCUCAGCAACCUAGAUUGUUCGUCGGCAUGAUUUUGAUCCUCAUUUUCGCUGAAGUUCUGGGUCUCUACGGUCUCAUCGUUGCACUUAUCAUGAACACCAGCGGUUCGGAUAUGAAAGGAGUGUGUGCAUAAACUGCCAUUGGGACGAGCGGCACCAGAGCUUCCGUUUUCUACAAUGGACACUUCAAUCACCCUACUUAGGCCAUGCCGGUUUUCGUAUAAUGAUUCAUAUUUUUCCCACUGCUCUGAUAUGUCUGCAAAUACCCAAAAUACUUAUUGAUGCAUUCACGGAUCCACU
Messenger RNA from Desarmillaria tabescens, 731 nucleotides. Its product is annotated as V-type ATPase. The record is from RefSeq and is a predicted model, not a curated record. Gene Ontology annotation, molecular function: proton-transporting ATPase activity, rotational mechanism. Gene Ontology annotation, biological process: proton transmembrane transport. Bases 77 to 565 code for a protein of 162 amino acids. Lineage: Eukaryota; Fungi; Basidiomycota; Agaricomycetes; Agaricales; Physalacriaceae. The transcript has 9 exons. Gene Ontology annotation, cellular component: proton-transporting V-type ATPase, V0 domain; membrane.